AUGGAGUCUUCCAAGACCUUCAUGAGACACCUGCCAAUCACGCCAGGCUACAGUGGCUUCGUGCCCUACCUUAGCUGCCAGGGCACCUCCAGUGAGGACAACAUGUCCCACUGUCUGAAAAUCUUCCAGGAGAACACACAGCGGAGUAAAGACCAGCUGGAGGACUUACGCUGCACAGUGGCCACUGCCCAACUAAAGCCCGUCUGCUCACAGGAGACGGUCCUGUGGACCCUGCACCAGUAUUACCGGCGGUACCGCCCCUUGAGUUGGGAAUGCAAAUACAUAACGAAACCUCUUCAGGAGCCCCCCAUCCCCAGCUGGGCAGGCUACCUGCCGAGAGCCAGGGUCACUGAAUUAGGUUGUGCCACGCGGCACACCGUCAUGGCCAGAAACUGCUACAGGGACUUCCUGGACGUCAUGGAGCAGGCCAAGAGAGCACACCUGAAACCAUAUGAGGAGUAA
Delphinapterus leucas (beluga whale) is the source of this 462-nucleotide messenger RNA. RefSeq names its product sperm microtubule inner protein 5 (gene SPMIP5). Lineage: Eukaryota; Metazoa; Chordata; Mammalia; Artiodactyla; Monodontidae. The record is from RefSeq and is a predicted model, not a curated record.